Molecule: messenger RNA, 1542 nt
Organism: Wallemia mellicola CBS 633.66
Lineage: Eukaryota; Fungi; Basidiomycota; Wallemiomycetes; Wallemiales; Wallemiaceae
Exons: 6
Coding region: 1-546 (181 amino acids)
Source: RefSeq, a predicted model, not a curated record
AUGCUAUUUCACACUAUUAUUGGUUUCAACAAGACGGGCUACAAAUGGGGAUUAGAGGACACGGAUGAUAAGACGCUUAUCAAGAAAAUAGAAAAACAUUACUUGUCUUACAAUUAUGGCGAUAAAGCUACGCAAGAUUAUGCGCAAGAAAUCAAGGAACGCAAAUCACAAUCACUCGAUUUCUCAGUCGCAGAUAGCGUAGAUAGUGGUUCUUCGAGGUUUUCGAAACCACCUUCAAAUAUCUUUGAGCUCACACGUACUCUUCCUGAGCGUAGAUCCAAGAUACAUGGCAGGAAACUUGAAGGCUUGAUGGAAGAGCUUAAAAAUCGCGGUAUCGAGUGGGAUCCUAAGGGAAUAGAAGCCAAAAUGGCCGGACAAGCUGCAAUCUUUGCAGGUUUGACAUUAAUUGGCAAACUCGGCUUCAUAUGCGCUAGUAUGAUUCCGUUCGUCGGAGACAAUGGUGAAUUCGAAUUCGACAUUAUGGACGACCUUCCAGAUUGUUUCGAUUCUAUCUUCGACUGGAACAAACUGUUCGGUGGAAACUAAGUCCUCAAAUACCAAAUCCAAUAAUUUAGCUAGUCAAAUUUUAUAUCAAAACAUCAAUAUCUACUCUCGUUUAUUAUCAAUUAUACAACAUUCAUUUUAAUAUCCAUUUGUAUCUACUCAUUUUAUACUCAAAUUACUACCGUACUUCUCUUGGACUAUCUCAUCGACAGUUUGUUUCACAUUUGCGAAAGCAUUUUGCCAUUUCUCAGAAAGAUCGAGAUCAAGAACAGGAAGGAAGUCAUCAUUUUUUCUCUUCCAUAGUUUGAGAAUACGUCGUGUUUUAGACAUUCCAUCAGUAUCUUGCUUCAAUAGUUUGACGACAUAGACCUUAAUUCGCUGAACAUCACUAGCAUGAGGGCCACGAGUUCUGAAAAUGUCAAGCCAACUCUCAACAACGUUGAGGACAUCUUUAAUGUCUGUCUUACGCAUUAACAUUGGUAUUACUGAUGGCCUAGCGAUCAGUUGACUUUUCUUAGUAAUUCUAUUUGAUACUUGUUGAGCUUUGACAGAUGUUUGGGCAGAGAUCGUAUGUGUCAUUUUCAUGGGCUUGUGAUUAUGUGAUUUGCUGAGCUCUUCUGUGAGAUUUCGGCGUAUAUUUGAAGGCAGCUCUCGCCAGACCCCUUGAUCGAUCUGACUAUUAGGCACGACGAGGCUAGGCGAAGAAACCUCUUGCUGUUGUUGCUGUUGUUUGUUCGACAUUGUCAUUUUCUUCGUCCUAUCUGCAAACCUCUCAGUAAGUAUCUCUUUGCGGAUUGUAGAUGGUAGUUCCUUCCAGACGCCGCCGUCAACCUGACUAGGCUUCAUAUCGACAGAGGGAGUGCUGAUGGGCGAUGGCGGAGGAGGUGCCCUCACCGGCGUCUUACUCAUUUGCUUCUCGCUCAGCACCUCCUUUCGAAUGUCGGAUGGUAGUGCUUUCCAGACUGCAGGAUCAGCCUGGGAUGGAAGCAUGUUAAUAGAUGGUGUUGCUGGUAUCGCUUGUGUGUUUGGUAUAUUAAC